Messenger RNA from Nicotiana tabacum (common tobacco), 1404 nucleotides. The record is from RefSeq and is a predicted model, not a curated record. NCBI's taxonomy places the organism in Eukaryota, Viridiplantae, Streptophyta, Magnoliopsida, Solanales, Solanaceae.
AUGGAGCUUAUACCGAUAACAUCAGAUAGAAUUGAAGAAAUUGUUGAAAGUUCUUGUGCUUCUCAGAAAUCAAGAAAAAGAGUGAGGAGAAAGCUGAAAGAAUCUCCACCAUGUAAAAUACUUAGGCACGAUGCGUUGCCUGAGGAAGUAAGAGUUGGAUCAAUUUUUGAGAACAAACAAAACAUGACUAAAUUUUUCUGCAGCUUCGAGAUAAACCAGAAAGUUGAAUUCACUGCUGUUAGAUCAUGUUCAAAGAGAUACAAGAUGAAAUGCAUCGUGGACAAAUGUGGUUGGAAUGUACGUGCUACCAGAAUAAAAAAUUUCACACUAUUCAGGGUGAUAAAAUAUCAUAACAUCCAUGAAUGCUCGGUUGAUGCAAGAAAAUUAGAUCAGAAGCAUGCUACAUCAAAUUUUUUAAGUGAACAAAUUAUAGAACAUGUUCGAGACAAAAAGAUAGAGGUUACACCAGACUUUGUAGAAAAUAAAAUGAAAAAGAAAUUUGGAAUUGACAUUGGUUAUCACAAGUCAUGGCGUGCUAUUCAAAAAGCUAUUGCUUGCAUAAGGGGAACACCUGAAGAAAACUACCAGAUUCUUCCUUCAUACCUACACAUGAUGGUGGGUAAAAACCCAAGAACAUACACAAGCAUAAAAAGAGAUGCGCAGAAUAGAUUUGCUUACAUGUUCUUUGCUCCUGCGACAUCAAUAGCUAGUUGGUCCUACUGUAGACCUGUUAUUGCAGUAGAUGCAACGUUUUUAAAGUCAAAAUAUCGUGGUAUUCUAUUUGUUGCUGUAUCAAAGGAUGCAAACAAUCAAAUCUUUCCUCUAUGUUUUGGUGUAGCAGAUUCAGAAAACAAUGAGGCAUACAUUUGGUUCUUCGGGGAAAUGAAAAAAACAAUUCAAGUCCAUCGUGAACUGGUUUUCUUGUCAGAUAGAAACCAAUCGAUCGCAAAUGGGAUUAGAAAAGUUUUUCCUGAAGCUCACUAUGGUAUCUGCCUCUAUCACUUUGAGAAAAAUUUAAAGCAAAGACAUGCAAAAUCCACGGUAAUAAAUCAUUUUCAAAGUGCUACAAGGUCAUACAAACGUGAAGAUUUUAAUCAGUUAAUGUCCCAACUCAAAAGUAUUGACAAGAAAACAUACAAUUACAUAAUGGAAGAGCCUCCUGAGAGAUGGGCUCGAUCGUGGUUCCCACGGCGACGUUAUGAUAUGCUAACAAUAAACAUGAUAGAAUCAAUGAAUUCCGUUUUACUAGAAGGGAGAGAAAUGCCUAUUUUAAGAAUGUUAGAUUUCAUCCAAGAAAAGUUGGGAGAGUGGUUUUACGAACGAAGAAAAAAGGCAAAUGAAACUUUUCACAGAGUAUCAAUAUGGGCAGAAGAAGAGAUGACUAAGAAGAUGGACUUGGCUUGA